UCACGUUUCACGUCGGGUAAUUCCCGUUUGCGUUGUUUUUUUGUUGUGUUCAAAUUUAGCACCUAAAAUUUUGCUAAUCUGAAAAAUCGAGCAUGCCGAAAGUACGCCGAAGCAAAAAAUCGCCACCCUCUGGAUGGGAACUCAUCGAACCAACCCUAGAUGAGUUGGAACGAAAAAUGAGAGAGGCUGAAAUUGAGUCGCAUGAAGGCAAGCGAAAAAAUGAACCACUGUGGUCAAUUUUUAAAAUUGCCCACCAGAAAUCCAAAUAUGUUUUCGAUCUGUUUUUCAGACGGAAAACGAUCAGUCGAGAGCUGUAUGAUUACUGCCACACUGAAAAGAUUGCGGAUAAAAAUUUGAUAGCAAAAUUUAAGAGAAAAGGCUAUGAAAACUUAUGCUGCUUAUCCUGUAUUCAGUCCAGGGAUACGAAUUUUGGGACGACCUGUAUUUGUAGGGUGCCUAAGGACAAAUUAGAAGAGGGUCGAAUAGUGGAGUGCGUUCACUGUGGAUGCAGGGGAUGUUCGGGAUAA
This is a messenger RNA of Zophobas morio, 527 nucleotides long. Its product is annotated as protein BUD31 homolog. The coding region runs from base 93 to 527 and encodes 144 amino acids. The transcript is spliced from 4 exons. The record is from RefSeq and is a predicted model, not a curated record. NCBI's taxonomy places the organism in Eukaryota, Metazoa, Arthropoda, Insecta, Coleoptera, Tenebrionidae. Gene Ontology annotation, cellular component: spliceosomal complex; nucleus. Gene Ontology annotation, biological process: mRNA splicing, via spliceosome.